This is a messenger RNA of Amphiprion ocellaris (clown anemonefish), 4376 nucleotides long. RefSeq names its product receptor-type tyrosine-protein phosphatase epsilon-like. Bases 559 to 2601 code for a protein of 680 amino acids. The transcript is spliced from 21 exons. The record is from RefSeq and is a predicted model, not a curated record. Gene Ontology annotation, molecular function: protein tyrosine phosphatase activity. Gene Ontology annotation, biological process: protein dephosphorylation. NCBI's taxonomy places the organism in Eukaryota, Metazoa, Chordata, Actinopteri, Pomacentridae.
CCUGAUACGGCUCUGCGCCCGGGGGAGGGUCUCCAGUCUCCACUCCGGCUGCCAUAACGCGGCUCAGCGCAGGCAGGGAAGCAGGCAGGCGGGGAGGGGGAAGCUCAUCCUCAGAGAGAUCUGCUGGAAACAUGAUCAUCAGGGGCACCUAGUCGCAUUCUUCGGCUCCGGUCAGACGAUUCGACAACUUCCUUGUGGUAUCCACCGAAGGACAUAAAAGAGGACAGAGACGUGCGUCCGCGCAGGAACGACAGAAGCCGACAUCAUCCGCCGCUGCGCCGUGUAAGGCGAGGUCAUCGCGGUACAAACGGUUCCUAUGAUCCCCUGUGCCUUUCUCACAAUCUGAAGCUCUGACACGCUUCUAAUCGACCUCCAACAUCACCAGCCCUCUCUUCAUCCAGUACCAGUAUCGACGUGUCAGAGGAUGUGAGUAAGAGAAGGACCGAGGCUAGAAAACCUCUAUAAAUCCAACCAAGAAGGGAACUGGGAACACACGGUUGUUAUGGACUGACGGGUCAUCUGAUAGCAGAUCACAGUGGCUUUGCUUGGAAGUUGACAAUGGUGUUGUUUCUGAUUGGGAUCUCUAUUGCUGUGAAUAAUUCAUCUCAUGAGAACCAAACUGCAGAAAACCCAACUCAUCAGGGUGCUCAUGUGUUGCCCUCGACGUUGGUCAUCUCCCUGCUUCUUAUCAUCGUCGUCCUGCUGACUAUCUACUGUCUGAGGUUCAAAAACCACAGGAAAGCUCUGGUUACCUCAGUGGAUAAAAAGAUUCCGAAUGGCUUCCUGGAGGAACAAGGAGAGCAGACAGUGGUCCUGCUCCCCAGAUCCCCCUCGCCAUCCAAGAGGUACUUCCCCAUUCCUCUGGACUCGCUGGAGGAGGAGUACCGGAUCCGCUCGGCGGACGACGGCAAGCUUUUCAGAGAGGAGUUCAAUUCGCUGCCGUGUUACUACCACCAUGGGUCCUUUGAGGAGGCGAGCAGAGAGCACAACAGAGAGAAAAACAGAUACCCAAACAUUUUACCAUACGAUCAUUCAAGGGUCGUGUUAAGUCAUCUUGAUGGACAUCUGUGCUCAGACUACAUAAAUGCAUCUUACAUAGAUGGUUUUAAAGAGAAGAACAAAUUCAUUGCAGCUCAAGGUCCAAAGCUCGAGACAGUGGCCGACUUCUGGCGGAUGAUUUGGGAACAGAAAACAGCAACUAUAGUAAUGCUGACGAAUCUGAAAGAAAGGAAGGAGGAAAAGUGUUAUCAGUACUGGCCAGAAAAAGGCUGCUGGAUGUACGGGAAUGUCAGAGUGGCAAUGGAGGACUUCACUGUACUGGUGGACUACACCAUUAGAAAGUUCUGUGUUCAAUAUCAAGGCAGCGACGGUCUCAGAGCUCCUCGGCUCGUCACACAGCUCCACUUCACCAGCUGGCCAGACUUCGGGGUGCCGUUCUCGCCCAUCGGCAUGCUGAAAUUCCUCAAGAAGGUCAAGGCUGUCAAUCCAUCCUAUGCUGGACCUAUUGUUGUUCACUGCAGUGCCGGGGUUGGGAGGACUGGGACGUUCAUUGUCAUUGACAGCAUGAUCGACAUGAUGCACAUGGAACAGAGGCUGGAUGUCUUUGGCUUUGUGAGCAGAAUACGAGAACAGCGCUGUCAACUUAUCCAGACAGAUAUGCAGUACUCCUUCAUCUACCAGGCUCUGUUGGAGUACUAUCUAUAUGGAGACACAGAGCUCGAUGUGUGCUCUCUGGAGGGCCAUCUGCAGAGGCUUCACAACACCAGGGCUCCCCACGACAGGCUGGGCCUGGAGGAGGAGUUCAGGAAGCUGACCAACGUUCGCAUAAUGAAGGAGAACAUGAGGACUGGGAACCUUCCUGCCAACAUGAAGAAGAACCGUGUGCUUCAGAUCAUUCCGUAUGAUUUCAACCGAGUAAUACUCUCAGUGAAAAGAGGACAGGAGUUCACCGACUACAUCAAUGCCUCCUUUAUUGAUGGCUACAGGCAGAAGGACUAUUUUAUCGCAACCCAGGGCCCCCUGUCUCACACAGUGGAGGACUUCUGGAGGAUGGUGUGGGAGUGGAGGUGUCAUUCAAUCGUUAUGCUCACCGAACUCAAAGAGAGGGAGCAGGAAAAGUGUUUCCAGUAUUGGCCAUCAGAGGGCAGUGUAACAUUUGGAGAUUAUACGGUGGAGCUGACUGGAGAUACUCAGUGUGAAACGUUCACUCUCAAAGACAUGGUUCUCACCUACAGACCAGAAAAGCAGUCACAACAUGUUCGGCACUUCCACUUCCACGGAUGGCCUGAGAUUGGAAUACCAGCCGAGGGGAGAGGAAUGAUUGACAUUAUUGCCGCUGUGCAGAGGCAGCAGCAGCAGUCUGGAAACCGUCCCAUAAUUGUACACUGCAGUGCUGGUGCUGGUCGGACCGGUACCUUCAUCGCCCUCAGUAACAUUCUGGAGAGAGUGAAAGCUGAAGGCCUCCUGGAUGUUUUUCAGACAGUCAAGAGUUUACGUAUGCAGAGACCACACAUGGUUCAGACUGUGGAGCAAUACGACUUCUGCUACAGAGUGGUCCAGGAUUUUGUUGACAUUUUCUCAGACUACGCCAAUUUUAAAUAAAACCCGUCAGAUAAUGUUCUGUGUACUCCUGUCGAAUUAACGUAUGCAAUUUUUUUCUGAAUGUUGUUUUCUAAAGCGAGCUCUUUUUACAUUUUGCACUUGAUUACAGACCUAAAAACAUGUUGUAACAUACUGUAAAAUACCUGAAGACGUGUCACACAGGAGAGUCUGUCUCUUUCAAGAAUGUUUCUUUCAAGUACCCCCAUGUAAAAUAUAGAAAUUAAAAUGGCUACUUGAUCAGUUGGCUGGGUUCUUGAAUAUGUAAAAAACAAUUAGAGUUUUAUUUUUUGUUUUUAUUUUUUGGACAUUUUUAGGUUAAGAGGGAAUUUUAACUGUACUCCAACCAUAUGUAUAUGCAUUUUACACUGUAGUAUGGAUUGCUACAGAUACACCACCAGUGUGUUGUAUAGUACACCAGUUCUUUUUCAUUUAUUUUGUUACCAACCACAAUGCCUCUGAUUUACAUUAUUCUUUUUUUAUGCUGCCCAUGCAACAUGUGUAAAUGCUGCCAAGAGAACUAAUUAGAUUUUUAUAAGUAGGAUGAAGCGAUUAAUUCUUCUGCUAAAGUAAUAUCUUGUCUGACACGUGUGAAUAAUAUUUAUGAUGUACUUUAAGCUCUAACAAAAACAUACAGUUUCAGCCACAUUUCAUUCUGUCUGGGAAUAACUUAACAGCUGCUGCCUGUUGCAAUUUUAUUCAACUCCGCCAACUUUCUUUUUUGCCUGUGGCAAUAUUACUUAGUGGAUUGGUGCCUGACUCUGCAAAAUGCAAUUAGCCCACAUUGGAUCAGGCAGGAAAAAAUGUAUUAUUACAUGAAUUCAAAUGUAUCAUCACAGUCAGGCGCCUCAUUCUGCUUUAUAGAAAAAGGAGAACAAUUUUCUACACUUUACCAAGCCAACUUCACACUUGCAUGUUUGCAUUAAGCAGUGCCAUACUGAUUAGAAAGACUUCUAAUCAUGAACAACUUGUCACCGAGUGACACAAUUUUAAUAAAUAUAAAACAGAUGUUUACUCUAUGUUUAAUUUAGAUAUAAUGAAUACAUUUUUCAAAGUGUGUUGUUUCUGAAUGGUGGUUUCAUGUAAGAGUCCAACAAUUGUUUGUACAAACGCUUCUCAGAAUAUUAUACAGAUUCAAAUGUACCAUAGUUAGUUGUUGCAAAAAGCUCUGUAAAAAGAACAAAAAAUGUAGAAAUUUGUGUUUAAAUUAAAUGGCUAUAAAUUGAUGCAGCAGGACAUUUUUUCAUUCACAGAAACAGAGAUGGAAAAUGUCUGGAACAUUGAAAAGCAUUCAUCUCAUAAAAACAUGCUCAGCAAAAAUAUGAAACGUGCAUUUUGACAUAUUUUGACUACUUCAGUGAGGUCGGUUUCGUAUUUAAAUUCCAACAUUGCUGCAAAAACAAAAGCAUAUAUUUUUGCAAGACUUCUGCAUAUUUCUUUACGGAACAGUAGACUUGGGAGACUCAAGUUUGGGUGAAGAACUUUCUACUGUCUUUGUACUUCCAUGAUUAUAAAUUUGUAAGACUGGUUUAUACGUGACGCACUGAUCGUUUUGUUCAUUUCGUGUACAUAAAUACUUAUGGUCAUUGAUACUGCAUUGCUGAAUUUAACCAAUUGUCAUGCUGAAUGAGUAAAAAAUGAGGGUAAUGACAGUGAGACCUUGCAGCUGAUGUAACAAAGGCAUCUUGUUUCAACGAUGUUUCUACUUUUUUUCAGUCUGUACGGAUUUGAACAUCUAUUUGUUUGCUAAAAGCAGAAUCCAAUAAAUUAUAAUGGUG